GCUUCUCCUCCCCCUAUGCCCCCUCCCGCCACCCAUCUCCCCGUCCCCCUCCGCCGCCUCACCCGCGGACCCUCCCUCGCCGCCACCGCCGCCCGCCGCUCCCACUCGUCCCCCUACGUCUCCUCAUCGUCCGACGACGAGUCACCGCUCGCCCCCGAGCUCUUCCCGGCCGCCGGCGCGCCCACCCUCCUCUCCGUCGCGCGCUCCCUCGCUGUCGCGUCCCCUCCCCCGUCCGCCGCCGCCGUCCUCGGCUUCCUCGGCCGCCUCCCCCACGACGCCUCCCCACACAUCUUCCCCCACCUUGUCGCCGCCCUCGCCCGCUCGCCCCGCCCGAUCCUCGCUCUGCGCCUCUUCCUCUCCCCGCCUAGCCCCGCCGCCACCACCCACCACUCCUUCAAUUCAGCGCUCGUCCGGUUCCCCCUCCCGCCUCACCUCCUCCCGGCCUUCUUCUCCCACUCCCUCCGCCGCUUCCCCGGACUCACCCCCACUCUGCUCUCCUUCAACCUCCUCCUCAAGUGCAUCUCUUCCUCUCUGGUCCCAAGAAACCCCGGCCUCUAUCUUGCAACCGCGCUGCGAAUCCUCCACGAUGUCAUUCCAGCGUGGAACCUUGCGCUGGAUAAGUUCACCUACUCGACCGUCGUGUCGGCUCUGGCCGAUGCAGGGCAGGUGGAGGAUGCGGUGGCGCUGGUGCACGAGAUGGUGGUCGAUGGGGUGGUGUCUGCUGAGGCUUUUAACCCCGUGCUGAGAGCAAUGCUGCGUGCAGGGGAUGUCAGUGGGGCAGCCAAAUUGUUUCGGUUUAUGCAGCUAAAGGGUUGCACACUGACAGCAGCGACAUACAAUGUGCUGCUGCAUGGUUUGUUGUUGUGCAAUAAGGUGAGGGCAGCGAUGGGCAUCAUGAGAAGAAUGGAGGGUGAGGGAAUUGCGCCAGGGUUAAUGACAUAUGGUGCAGUGGUGGAUGGGUUGGUGAAAUGUGGAAGAGCUGAGGAUGCAUGGAGAGUAGCUGAGGAAAUGAGGAAUAAGGGGCUUGCACCUAGUGAAUUUGUGUUCUCGGCUGUGAUCACUGGGUUUUGCAGGUCAGGGGAGGUUGACAGGGCACUGAGGGUGUGGGAGACAAUGGUGGCAGCUACGGUAAGGCCGAACGUUGUUCUUUAUUCAGCAAUGAUUGAUGGCCUUGCCAGGUGUGGGAGGAUGACAGAAGCUGAAAUGUUAUUUGAAGAGAUGGUUGAUGCAAAAUGUAUACCAAAUGUCAUGACAUAUAGCUCAAUGAUUCGAGGUUAUUUCCAGAUUGGAGAUUCAUCGCGAGCUCUCUCUACCUGGGAGGAGAUGAUAAGGGCUGGCUGUGUGCCAAAUGCCAUUAGUUACAGCAUAUUGAUCAGUGGGAUGUGUAAUGUUGGGAGAUUAAAAGACGCUAUGAUGGUCUGGAAACACAUGCUUGGCCGUGGCUGUGCACCUGAUACAAUAGCUUAUACUUCGAUGAUCAAGGGGUUAUGCAUGUCUGGAAUGAUUGAUGGUGGUCUCCGUCUAUUUAAUGACAUGCUGGCGAAGGGUGAUGCCAAACCAGAUGCCAUCAGUUAUAAUGUUAUGUUGGAUGGGCUGAUUCGCACAAAUAACCUUCCUCGGGCAAUGGACUUGCUUAAUAAGAUGCUUGAUCAAAGGUGUGAUCCAGAUGCAGUAACAUGCAACAUUUUCUUGCGGGAGAUUGAGGAUGCAGAGGGGAAAGGGAGACAAUUCUUAGAGGGACUGGUCAUGAGGCUAUGCAACAGAGAAAGGUAUUGGGCAGCUGGAGAUGUUUUGAUGGUGAUGCUAGCUAAGUAUAUUGUGCCAGAGGCUGCCAUUUGGUAUACUAUUGUGAGAGGAGUUUGUCAGUCUAAGAGAGUUCGGAAAGUGGUUGACAAUUGCUGGGAUGAGAUUUGGAGGCCUUAAAGAGUAUUUAUAUUUGUUUAUACACCAAUUGGGCACAUGCUUUGGAGCUCACAUGCUGGAGCUUUUAUACUCCAGUUGUUUUGAUGAUGCUAAAACAAAAAGUAGAGGAAGUGUUUCCAAGCUUGCCUUGCCAUUCAUCACAUGUUUUAGAUUCUACUUCCUACUUCGAUGUUAAAUCCUUCAGGUACCUACUUGAUUUUCUCUAUCAAUAAUAUAUAACUUUUGCAAUGGCGCAUUAGACUUGUUUUAGUGUUAGGAGCAUUGUGAUUAAUGUGAUAAUUCGAGCGGAGCAUCGGCCAAGUCUACACCCAGCACAGGCUAUUUGCCCCCUAUCUCUCUGGUGGUGGUCAACGCCCAAUAAUUCUCUUCCAAUCCACGCACAGACUUUUGCCGUUGCGCUGUGAUCAUUGAUCAAUGCCUGGACACCUAGCUGCAUAACACAUCUACCAACUGGUACGUGCACGAACAAGCUUUUAGGAGAGUACUGUACAUGCAAGCAAAAAACUCUGGAACACAUAUGUACUCUGCUACACCUAUAGACACGUAUAUGCAUGCAACUAACACAUGUGAUGCGUGCACUGACUCUUGCAGCUACUCAGUUAUGGCUACAGGAGCCCGGGGACGUGCCCAGGGUUGCCGGGCCCUGGGUCCGCCCCUGCUGCCUAAGAACACAUGCUGUAAAUGGUAAUAAAUUUUAGAGUAUCAGAAAUUAUAUGUAAACUUGGCUGAAAAAAAUAGUAGCUAUGGUUUUAGAUGGUCAAGUAGACCAAUUAGAUCCUUAAGUUAUAGAAGUCCAGAUGUACUUUCUCAUGGCUGUAUGCAUAUUCUGUGUUGUGAAGAAAGCUAACAAUAAUAAAUAACUUAUUUGUAUCAUCUCACUUUUUCAAUUGUUUCUGAAACCAAAUAUGAUCCUGUCACUUCAUGAAUAGAUUUUGCGGUUCACUCCUGAUAACAACAUUCAUGUUAAGUUAUUCAACUUAUACUAAUCUUUUUACAUUGUUUGUAAAGGAAAUUGCCUUACAUACCACACACCACAACAUAUAUUAGAUGCUAUUGGGAUGACUAUGCAAAGCUUUUACUAGGCAUCGUGGAUAAUUAUCACAACAGAAGAAAUAAGAAAUCUAUUAAAAUAUAUCUGAUCGAUGAUAGAGAUGUAUGGGUCGUAGUAGUUGGUUAUUGUAAUAUAUCAGGUCUGAGAUGCUCCAGCUCUCAUCAGAAUACUUAUUAUGUUUUGAUUUCGAGUUGACCAUCAAAUUUUGUAUUUCUUGCUUCCUUUUUUCUUGCUAUUCCUUGUCGACUUGUAUAGGUAAUGUUGUUUGGGUUAAUUUACGGCAUGCAAGAUACCUAGGCUUCAUGGAUAGUUACUACAACAGAAAAGCGCCAUUAGACAUAUAUUGUGGAUGACAUAGAUGUAUGAAAUUAUUAAUAGUAGCUUAGUUAUUGUAUUAUAUCACUUCAGAUCUUUCCGUUUCUGUAAAUACUUAAUGUUCUGAUUUUGAAUUGAAUGAAAGUAUUUAUACUUCUUGUUCUUGCGAUUCUUCACUGAUUUUGCUAGUAGAUGCAUGGAGAAGCAUCGAGGUUAAGAGGUAGCUUUGUAUGCGAUCCUAACCAGAAGUUCUAUUAUAUGUUUAACGUUAUCCUCUGAGCACCCUUGUUUUCUCUUUCAAGUUUCAAGCCUUUGAAUAGGUAGAUUCCAGUUUUGCACUGUGUAGAUGUACUUCAGUUUAUACUUCAGCCCUUUUCCUCGUUGAUUGAUUCUAUAGUUCAGUCUGUCAAGUAUGACAUGAUAUUAUAUAUAAAUUGUCAAGUAUCAGUUUCCUUUAUUUUUUUAUGUAUGCAGUGGUUCUUUUCCAAAACGAAUUACUGGUGGAUAAUGAGGCAUUCCACACAUUGUUCUAUCACCUCUUUGAAGCAUUUUAUCGCAUACUUUCUCAUGACAAUCAACUUACAGCCCGAGAGUAAUAUUGUUGAAGUAUAUUAUCGCAUACUUGGAUAUGAUACUUGUCUGGGUUGACUGACGUACAAGCCUGUGUAAUAUGGUUUAUGUGCAACCAUGUGCUGUGGAAGGCACCGUUUACUAGAUGCAUAUACUACUGACAACAAUCUGGUGCAUGAUCAUGUUAUGGCCCCUGUUCACAGGUACUCCCUCCAUCCUAAAAAACAAGCCAUUCUAAAAAUUCUAUGAUAAAUUAACAAGGUAAAAUGAUUAUAUUUGUCCCAAUUUAUUAUUCAUAUUUGGCACUAAUUGAUUCUUGUAUGCACAUGCACUUUCUAAAUAGAAUAGGAUGACUUGUUUUUUGGGACAAAUUUUGAAUCUUAGAGUGAAUUGUUUUUUUUUGGGACGGAGGGAGUACGCAUCCGCCCAUUAUCAGGUUGAUGAUGAUUAAAACCUGCCCCUGUUUGCUGCCGCCUCCAAGCUCCCCACAAAACAUUGGACGCGUGUCGAACAGUGCUCGGCCCGGCGGUUUUGCAAAAAGACCCUUCCACUUUAUUGAAAUCAGUCAAUAGUCCAACUCAUCCUAUCGGUACAGUAAAAACGUUAUAUUAUUUUGCGUAUAGAUCCUUGCUGUAAAUUUUAUUUCAACGGGAAGAAGAGAAAAUCGAGAACUCUUGUCGUUUUUACAAAAAACCGCCCGCACGACGUUUUUUGGAAACCCCCCUCCCAAUCGAAACCCUACCAUCUCUCUCUUUCUUCCCUCUCCUCUUCCUGCCGCCGCCGCCGCUCUCCCUGCUCGCCCGCGCCUGCGCCUGCGCCUUCCCUCCCCGUCUUGCUCUUCGCCUCGCUCAGCUCAGCUUGCACCCUAAUUUCUGAACUGAGUACUUGAUUAGUUUGUUUUUUCCUCACGGGGGUAUUCUGAUCUGCCAGCCUGAUGAUUAGCAUUGUUUGCACAAGAAUGGAGAUUUGAUCCACCACCCGUCCGGCUACACCACGCCGCCCCCGCACACGUCCUCGACGCGACUGACGCGGGCGACGCUUGAGCGUGAGCACCGCCGCACCCAUGCCCAGUGCAACCUCGUCCUCGAUGACGACGGCACGACGCUAGGCCCCUCGCCGCGCUCCGCGUCCCUCCGAGCAGACGUGAGGCUGGACAUUGAUAUGCCAAAUGCUCAUGACAGCACUUUGCCACUUCAAAAAGCUUAACCCAUUAAUUUGUCACCAGCUCUUGACUAUGCUCCUUUUUCAUGAGAUACAGGAGGGAAGGGCCCUACCAAGUUUACUCUGCUGCUCAUAUAUUGGUGGUUUCUAUGCAACCAUAGGUUUUUAUUUUUGGCAUUUGUGUUCAAUCCUAUGUUAGUCAAGCACUUGAACCUUUAAACCUUUGUUGACCAAACAUUUCUUUGGAUUUGCAUCUUAUGUGGCUGCAUUUCUUGAAGUUCUACCAAAUUGGUUGACCGCUGAUAUCUUGGAGCAACUUCGUCUGAGUAAACAAGCAUUGGUAUAAAACUGAUUGUUGUAGGUACAGCUUUAUUUAUCAUUGUGACUUUUCAUCCUUAGCUGGAAACUUAAUCUGUCAAACAAUGAAAUGUCAUUGGAAAAGCUUAUUUCCUAUUUAAACACUAAUGAGGCAGGACUACCUACAAUAUGACAAUUUUUCCAUGAUCUUCUAUAUCCAUGCAGUCUAACAACUUCAGUUUUGAAACCAAUGAUAGCUCUUUAGCUUACAGACAAUUGAUUUAAACUCGCACCCGAGAUAUAUGUUAACAUGUGCUUUUGCUAAUUAAACACAGCUGCAACCUUCUCCAUGCUUCGCACACGCUGUACAUAUUUCGCAAAGUUAUGGUGUGGGUUUUCAUCAAAUACUUAGAUAUGUUGUACUGAUUUUGUUAAUUUAGUACAUUGAAGUCUAUACUAUGCUGAUAUUCAAACCAUAUUGCAGGAAGGACACUGUACAAACACACACUGUGGGAUUGCUACAUUAAUUUUAUAAGACUUUAAUGUACUUCCUGCAAUAUGAUUGCUUCAAACUACAGAAAAGACUUUGCUACAUUAAUUUUAUAAGACUUUAAUGUACUUCCUGCAAUAUGAUUGCUUCAAACUACAGAAAAGACUUAGAAGUUUAUGACAUAUAAACACAUACUGUGGGAUUGCUUCAUUAAUUUUUAUGCUCAGUUCAGUUCAACAUAUGCAACAUAUGUUGCAGCAUUCUAUGUAUGCAUUUAUCUACAUCAGGUUCCUAGAGGCUCAUAUUUUUACACCACCUAUAACAUGAUUUUUAUUGCACAGACUUGAACUUUUAGAGUGCUUUAAAAUCAAUUCCAGGACUUAUCCAUGUUUAGUAGCUCAAAUUUACAAUACCUUCUCCUUACAGCUCCCCUUCUCCCUCAGCUUUGACUGAAAGGCAAGCUGGGAACAGGGUCAUGAUGCAUUUUGCUUAGGUUUCUGUAGAUUACUUAUCACAGUUUACACUGGAUUAAAUGCUAAUAAUAUCCCAGAUCCCAUUAACUAAAGCAGCCUUUUUUCUUAUGCUUUGUUCUUUCUUUCUUCAUGUUUUGAAUAAUUGGAAUAGUAAUUUUGAAUAUGAGUUAUCAGAAGGGAUGAUAAACGCCCUAUGAUUUUAGUGCCUCCAGGAAAAAAUAAACUAUAUCAAAUAUUGAUGCAUAUAGCUCCACUCCAAAUAUGGUACUGAUUUUAUUAUAAGAAUUGGAUAUGCACAUUUAUAUGCUAAUAUUAGCUAUGCAGUCCGCACAUGCGAUUCUACAAGGAUUAUAAGUAUUGGAUAUGCACAUUUAUAAAAUGGCUAAAGGAUUAAGGACUUCCCAUCUAUGUUACACGGAUACUGGUACGGCUAUCGGAUACGAUACGUAUCGGAUACGCGGAUACGCACUUUCCCAAAAAACACUGAUACGGGGAUACGGCUAGGAUAAUUAAUAAUUAUAUAUAAAUAUCACAUAGAUAUUCAGCAAGUGAGAUUUUACUCUUGAGUAACUUCCCCUAUACUCAGAUGUGCAAUACUUGCAUGCCCAUAUAACAUUACCUUUAUAACUAGCAUUCUCUAAAAGCACAACUGAUUCCACAAGGGGUUCUUCCGUUGCUGUGCAUUUAGUUCUACAGUUCUAUUGCAGUAAGUUCAUCAUUUUGUAUCAUCUCUUACUACCAAAACAGCAUUUGGGUGGGCUGAUUAUUGCUUUGGGCUGUAUCCCAUCUGGCCCAAAAGUAUCGGAUACGCGUAUCCAAGCAAAUACGUAUCCGUUUUUUCAGGAUACGGCUAGAAACGUAUCCGAGGCGUAUCCGGGGCGUAUCCGUAUCCGAUACGUAUCGGAUACGGAUACGCCACCUCCUAGUAGUAUCCGUGUAACAGAGCUUCCCAUCAUGCUCUACAAGACUGCAGGGAAUCUUGUACUGUAAGUUACAUCUUCAGGAGACAUGCUAUCUCCCUUGCAGUUACAUCUUCAGGAAACAUGCUAGAUAUUAAAUUUUUAGGAUGCAUGUAAGUACUAGCCAUGCUAUAUUUAGGACAAAAACUAAGAUAGUGGAUCAUUUGCCUCUUGCUAUCUCCCUUACAGUUACUGCCAGCUUUUGUGCGUGCUCUCCGGUGAAGAGUCUGAUGCACUCUGUGCUUUUGUGUUUUUGUGCUUCGUCCAUUGACCUGCAAGGUGUGUAGCAUUAUUAUCAGUUGUUGAUCUUAGUGCAGCUAGGUAGUUUGGUAGCUAUGGAUAUUGGUUGUAACAUGUAGAUUCAUGGUGCUCGGAUGUAUUGCAAUGUCGUAAUGUUUUAAAUUUCGGACAGACACCUCUGAUCGAUAGGAUAGCCAUGGUGUUCGGAUGUAAUGCUGAACAGACACCUCUUGGAUGUGCUGUAACGUUGAUGAUCAGAAUGCAAUGUGCUGUAACGAUGAUGAUUUGGAUUUUCAUUUCCAGAAACUCUGUUCUUUUUUAUUCGUUUGCGUACUCAUGAUCACCUCUUAUUGAUAGGAUAGCCAUGGUGUUCGGAUGUAAUGUAAUAUUGAUUAUGAUAUAGAUGCUGAACAGACACCUCUUGGAUGUGCUGUAACGUUGAUGAUCAGAAUGCAAGACAGACAAUGUGCUGUAACGAUGAUGAUUUGGAUUUUCAUUUUCAGAAACUAUGUUCUUUUUUAUUCGUUUGCGUACUCAUGAUCACCUCUGAUUGAUAGGAUAGCCAUGGUGUUCGGAUGUAAUGUAAUAUUGAUUAUGAUCUAGAUGCUGAACAGACACCUCUUGGAUGUGCUUUAACAUUGAUGAUCAGAAUGCUAGACAGACAAUGUGCUGUAAUGAUGAUGAUUUGGAUGUUUCAUUUCCAGAA
Molecule: messenger RNA, 8185 nt
Organism: Panicum virgatum (switchgrass)
Lineage: Eukaryota; Viridiplantae; Streptophyta; Magnoliopsida; Poales; Poaceae
Product: pentatricopeptide repeat-containing protein At4g20090-like
Exons: 3
Coding region: 16-1923 (635 amino acids)
Molecular function (GO): protein binding
Source: RefSeq, a predicted model, not a curated record